Xenia sp. Carnegie-2017 is the source of this 1770-nucleotide messenger RNA. RefSeq names its product volume-regulated anion channel subunit LRRC8D-like. The record is from RefSeq and is a predicted model, not a curated record. The coding region runs from base 1 to 1770 and encodes 589 amino acids. Gene Ontology annotation, molecular function: protein binding. The transcript has a single exon. Lineage: Eukaryota; Metazoa; Cnidaria; Anthozoa; Malacalcyonacea; Xeniidae.
AUGCUGCCCAUGGAAUAUUUGUCGAACAAAGGAAAAGAAAAUUUGAAAAUUUUGAAGCCUGUCUGGGAUGUUAUAACAGAUUAUUUAGUGAUACUUUUAGUAAUGUUAUCCGUUCUUGUUGCUGGUAUGGAGGUAACAUCAGGCAGUUUUGAAUGUGUAGCAGUUGUCAAUUGUCCCAAAGCGUCAAAACCAAAUUUGAAUGCAUCUUGGCUUCUCGCAGAUUUAAAAUUUCCCGAUACAUGUAAAAAAUUCUACCGGUCUCAAACUACAAGCUUUGGCAAAAGAACGGAAGUCGUUACAGAUCACAAAGUUAAUAUUAUAUACAAAAGUUUUGUCAAUUCAGAAUGCAGUAAAACCGUGAUUCCAAACUACCUGUCGUAUUUGUGGAUGAUUUUGUUCGUUGAGGCGUUGUGGCUUUUGAUUCUCGACAAUUUCUGGUUGAAACUUCCUUUAACUUCCUCGGUAAUUGAAACAUUUGUUGAUCUCGUGAUGGCGUGUUACGAUUCACCAUGUACUAAUUCCACAGUCACUUUAGCACUUUUUCAGCAAAGACACAAUCGAACAAGCAACUAUAGCAGAGUGUCAAACAACGAUACUUCUGACUUGAUCGAUCAUUACAACAAUUUUGAUUUCCUUCCAGACACUACCUCUACAAGUGCGUUGAUGGGUUUGUAUGAGAAAGUGCAAAAGCUAAAGAAAAACAUAUCGUCAUCUCAUUUCAUUGAAAAAAUUUCGAAUCACUACACUAUCAAAAGUGUGUUACAAAUACUUUCAGUAAUAACGUUUCUCGUUAUUAAUUAUAAUUACUCGAAUGAUUUAAAAGACAAGAUGACGUGUAUACUGCCUCAACACAUUCCCAUCCCUCACGAUUAUUUUUUGUGCUCCCAUAACCUAGCUCCUGCCAUGCAUGUUAUUGUUCAUAUUUAUAACGGAGUUUUGGCAGUGAGUGCAGUGAUAUUCUUUUUCAUAGUUUUUUGGACAGUCAAAUUGCGUCGUAAAAACUAUGAAUAUAUUUUUUCAAACAAAAUAUCUCCAAAAAUUGACGAUCAGCUAUCAGACAUAGAUCCGGUAGAGGAAGAUCUGGGUUUUCUACUGCAUCUAUUGCAUUACUACAACAAAAUGUACGUCAUAAGAUUCGCUCGUUUUCUUUCUGAAGAGAACAAAAAGAAGAUUGCGGUUGCCCAUGCUUUAAACAUGAGAUUUCCAGUUGCAUAUCUCAGGGUUAUGUUAGAUAAAGAAGAAAAAUUGUCUUUUAACAAUCUUCCAGGAAUUCCUCGUACAAUUUUUGAUCCUAUGAUUUCCGAAAACCUUUUGAACCUUGAAUUUAGAAACUGUUAUCUUGAAGUGAAUGAUUUUGAUAACUUCCAGAAGCUCAUCAGACUGAAAUGUUUAUUCAUUGUGGAGUGUGGCCUCGAUUUGAUUCCAGAGAAAGUGUUUAGUAUGGCAUGGCUGGAGGAGCUCCAUCUCAAUGGAAACCUUAUAAAGAAGAUUACUGAUGGCAUUUCAGAUUUGAAAAGUCUUUCUGUCCUCAAGGUUAGCGACAACAAUCUCCAAGACAUUGAUUCCGGUUCGUUGUCAAAAUUGGAAAAUCUGAAGUCACUUGACAUUAGUGACAAUCCUAAUCUGAAAAUGGAUGCUCUACGUGAGGUCCUUCAAUGUAGAGAAUUGCAAAACUUGGUUUGUCCGUCUCAUCUCAUGAACAAAGCUACACCAGACAAGCUGAAUGAUAUCGAUCUAGAAAGGUUACGCAAUCUUACUAAUUCAAACUAA